GCCACAUUUGUGCUGUGCUCAACGCAAGAAAAGAUACUUGGGGAAGAGAGAGAGAGAGAGAGAGACAAUGGCGCAGGAUAAGCUGGAUACGAGCGAGGCGAAGGAUAUAGAGGGAAGGCCUGGUUACAAGAAACUGGCAAAUGGCAUCAUACUCGGUCCAGACGGCAAGCCAUGUCGCACCUGCAACGAUGUAGCUUCUCUAUUUGCAAUGUCGGGCAAAAUGCCCACGAAGCGCACGCAACCCACCGCGACCACGACAACUGCCAAAACUACCCCCACACUGCCCGCUGACUGCCCGCCGGACGUGGAAGCCCUCGGUCGCUCUUCGUGGACACUCCUCCAUUCCAUAACCGCUACAUACCCAACCAACCCGUCUCCUCAACUACAGUCGGAAACCCAGUCGUUCCUCUCCACAUUUGGCAAACUAUACCCGUGUUGGGUGUGCGCUGAAGAUUUCCAAAAGUGGAUGCAGAAGCACACGCCGAGGGUCAGCAAUCGCAACGAGUUCGGCGAGUGGAUGUGUGAAGCGCACAAUGCAGUCAAUGAGAAGUUGGGCAAGGAGACAUUUGACUGCAAGAGGUGGGAAGAGAGAUGGCGAACUGGGUGGAAGGAUGGCAGGUGCGACUUCUAGGUCAAACCAGGAAAGCUACCUCGGCCCAUGUGCGACCUGUACGAUUAUGUGUAUGUGAUAGUGGGCAUCAUUUGUGUUUGCAAAGCGAGGACGCCGCCACUCUUGUAUAGCUAGCAUCAAGGACGAAAGCAUUGGGCGGUGUUUAUAGACCACAACGAUACCCCCAAUACGCAAGUUUCGUGUUA
This is a messenger RNA of Bipolaris maydis ATCC 48331, 816 nucleotides long. Its product is annotated as ERV/ALR sulfhydryl oxidase domain-containing protein. NCBI's taxonomy places the organism in Eukaryota, Fungi, Ascomycota, Dothideomycetes, Pleosporales, Pleosporaceae. Gene Ontology annotation, molecular function: flavin adenine dinucleotide binding; flavin-dependent sulfhydryl oxidase activity. The record is from RefSeq and is a predicted model, not a curated record. Gene Ontology annotation, cellular component: mitochondrion.